UUAUUUCGCUCUUUUCAACUCGGUUUUCUUUUUGUCUCUUCCAGGCCAACGUACGGUACACCAAAGGUCCUGGAGCGCGCCGGUCUGAGCAUGAGUGACAUCGACGUGUUUGAGUUCCACGAGGCAUUCGCAGGCCAGAUUAUGGCAAAUCUGAAGGCGAUGGACUCAGAUUGGUUCGGCCAGACGUACUUGGGCAGGAAAUCAAAGGUGGGAGCUCCUCCCAUGGAGAAGUUCAACCUGUGGGGGGGCUCUCUGUCUCUGGGCCAUCCGUUUGGAGCCACCGGCUGCCGGCUGGUCACCACCGUGGCCCACCGGCUGCAGAGGGAGGGCGGGCAGUACGGCCUGGUGGCAGCUUGUGCUGCUGGAGGACAGGGUCAUGCCAUGGUGAUCGAGGCCUACCCCCAAUAAAAGCACUUAAAACACCAUCUGUGACCCGAUCUACAGGUUCAACCAGAUACAAUCACACUCACAACAGAGUGUACAUACUAAGCACCGCUUUGCCUUGAGGAGUCGGAUACAGUAUGUGAGUGCGUUUUAGGAAUAUUGUGUAAAUUCAAUUUUGCCUAGAGGCCGUUAAAUUAUAACAGAAUGUUAUCGAGGAAUGUUGCUUAUGAGUUUAUGGACUUGGAGAUGCGUCAUAUCAGCGGUGUCACUGAGUCGAUUGUAACAUAGAAAAAAUAAAAGCACUCAGAGGUACAGUGACCCUAAUGUUUAUAUAGCUGUCAUAUUUUUUUCUUACAAACUGUUGGAAAUAAAGGAUGUUCUGAAACUCAU
Messenger RNA from Notothenia coriiceps (black rockcod), 774 nucleotides. RefSeq names its product trifunctional enzyme subunit beta, mitochondrial-like. The annotation marks the transcript as partial. Gene Ontology annotation, biological process: fatty acid beta-oxidation. The record is from RefSeq and is a predicted model, not a curated record. The transcript has 4 exons. Gene Ontology annotation, molecular function: acyltransferase activity, transferring groups other than amino-acyl groups. Lineage: Eukaryota; Metazoa; Chordata; Actinopteri; Perciformes; Nototheniidae. Gene Ontology annotation, cellular component: mitochondrion.